Messenger RNA from Molossus molossus (Pallas's mastiff bat), 2640 nucleotides. It is a transcript of the gene TIAL1, whose product is annotated as TIA1 cytotoxic granule associated RNA binding protein like 1. The record is from RefSeq and is a predicted model, not a curated record. Gene Ontology annotation, molecular function: mRNA binding; DNA binding. Bases 514 to 1641 code for a protein of 375 amino acids. Lineage: Eukaryota; Metazoa; Chordata; Mammalia; Chiroptera; Molossidae. The transcript has 12 exons. Gene Ontology annotation, cellular component: cytosol; cytoplasmic stress granule. Gene Ontology annotation, biological process: nuclear-transcribed mRNA catabolic process, nonsense-mediated decay; regulation of mRNA stability; cytoplasmic stress granule assembly.
AGUUCCCAGAAGCACUCUGAAGUGCUUCCUCUCUCAUUUCCAGGACCACAAUUCCCAGAGACUUCAGUUUCACGGCGGUUCUCUUCUUACUCUGUCUCUUCUUGAGCUGGCUGGGCUUCGGCCGGCCAGGAGGCGCACAGCGACGACGUGACCCCUCGUGACCGGACACACGGUUUCCUCAGCAGCCUGUUUUUCUCCUCACUCAGUUAUCCCUUUUACAGGCCGUGGCGGCUGGCCUGAGCGGUGACCUGGCGGGCCGCGCCUGCGCUCUGCCCCGUUUCCUGCCUGGCUGGUGGCGGCGGCCAUUUUGUUCAUCCUCCUCCUCCUCCUGCUCCUCCUGGUUGGAGCGCAGUGUCCGGAGCGGGCUGGGGGGAGAGAGGCCGAGAACAGGGUUCGGUGCCUUUUCCUCUGUCCCCAGCUGGUGUCCGGAACCCCCCUCCCCUUCCUCCCCACCCCCUCCCCUCCCCAACCCUGCCCUCCCCCUUGUCCCGGGAUCACUCCGUCGCACCCACCAUGAUGGAAGACGACGGGCAGCCCCGGACUCUAUAUGUAGGUAACCUCUCCAGAGAUGUGACAGAAGUCCUUAUACUUCAGUUAUUCAGUCAGAUCGGACCCUGUAAAAGCUGUAAAAUGAUAACAGAGCAUACAAGCAAUGACCCAUAUUGCUUUGUGGAAUUUUAUGAACACAGAGAUGCAGCUGCUGCAUUAGCUGCUAUGAAUGGGAGAAAAAUUUUGGGAAAGGAGGUCAAAGUAAACUGGGCAACAACACCAAGUAGCCAGAAAAAAGAUACUUCCAAUCACUUCCAUGUGUUUGUUGGGGAUUUGAGUCCAGAAAUUACAACAGAAGAUAUCAAAUCAGCAUUUGCCCCCUUUGGUAAAAUAUCGGAUGCCCGAGUAGUUAAAGAUAUGGCAACUGGAAAAUCCAAAGGCUAUGGUUUUGUAUCUUUUUAUAACAAACUGGAUGCAGAAAAUGCAAUUGUGCAUAUGGGAGGUCAGUGGUUGGGUGGUCGCCAAAUCAGAACCAAUUGGGCCACACGUAAACCACCUGCACCUAAAAGUACACAAGAAAAUAACACUAAGCAGUUGAGAUUUGAAGAUGUAGUAAACCAGUCAAGUCCAAAAAAUUGUACUGUGUACUGUGGAGGAAUUGCUUCUGGGUUAACAGAUCAGCUUAUGAGACAGACAUUCUCACCAUUUGGACAAAUCAUGGAAAUAAGAGUUUUUCCAGAGAAGGGCUAUUCAUUUGUCAGAUUUUCAACCCACGAAAGUGCGGCCCAUGCUAUUGUUUCGGUGAAUGGUACUACGAUUGAAGGACAUGUUGUGAAAUGCUAUUGGGGUAAAGAAUCUCCUGAUAUGACUAAAAACUUCCAACAGGUCGACUAUAGUCAGUGGGGUCAGUGGAGUCAAGUUUAUGGAAACCCACAACAGUAUGGACAGUAUAUGGCAAAUGGGUGGCAAGUACCGCCUUACGGAGUGUAUGGGCAACCAUGGAAUCAACAAGGAUUUGGAGUAGAUCAAUCACCUUCUGCUGCUUGGAUGGGUGGAUUUGGUGCUCAGCCUCCCCAAGGACAAGCUCCUCCCCCUGUAAUACCUCCUCCUAACCAAGCUGGAUAUGGUAUGGCAAGUUACCAAACGCAGUGAGCUGGGACUCUAAACAAAAUUGUAAUUCAUGAUAGCUUCAGUUUCCUGUGACACUCUGAAGACAUGGAAGUAGACAUCGGAAAAUGAAAAUAUUUAUUUUAAAAAUUGAAAUGUUUGGAACCUUUAGCACAGCUUUGCUUUGGUGAAGGACCCAUGUCUUCUAGUUCUGCCUUUUUAAGUUUUUGUUCAUGAUGGAUAUGAACAUGAUUUUUCUUUGUGUACAAAAACUAAAAUAAAGUCAAUAAAGACAAUUCUGACUACAAAUUUUGAUAUAAUAGGAGAAAUGGGUAAUUAAUACAUUUUGAUUAUUAGAUACUAUUCCAUUUUUAUCUUGCUGUUCAGUAUUUUAACUCACUGUUUUUAAAAGAGCAAAAAAGGGAGGAUUGUGAAAAACUGGGAAUCACAUAUAAGUUCAUCCUGAAUCUUGAUAUUCCCCUCCCCUACCCUGAGGUGGACCACAUUCGAAGUCAGCAGAAAAAAGUGUGAUGUUGAGAAGAAAUGCAUGGUUUUGAAGUCGCUUUGGAGGAAAUAUUUACUUUAUGCUUAAAGAAACUGAAGCCAGACUGAUAAAGAAAUUUUGCAACCUAAAUAAGGAACAGCAUUGUCUGAGUUACUUGAGCAAAUGUUGGUGAUCCACAUUAAGACAUAUUUUUAAGACUUUAAAAAGUGUUGAUUAUUAAAACUGUAGUAAAUUACAUUUCAUUUUUUGGGGGGGGGAUUCCAAGUAUGGUGUUUGUAUUAAAGUCAGACAGUCAUACUUGUGCUUUUACAUGAAGUUUAAACGAUAUACAUUGUAAAUAUUAACUACAGUGUUUAAAAAGCAUGCUUCAGCAUAGAAGUAGCAAUGUAAUUAUUUGAAGUAACACUUAACACACUCCACUGCAUUGAAUGCUGUGGGUUGAUAAGAAUGUUUAAGACUGACAUUUCCAAGGUUGGCUACUAUGUAAAAUUAAAAUUAUACAAAUUACUAUACAGAAAAAGCCUUAAUUUUAAUUUCAU